Molecule: messenger RNA, 1089 nt
Organism: Naumovozyma castellii
Lineage: Eukaryota; Fungi; Ascomycota; Saccharomycetes; Saccharomycetales; Saccharomycetaceae
Gene: RNH1
Product: RNA-DNA hybrid ribonuclease
Exons: 1
Coding region: 1-1089 (362 amino acids)
Source: RefSeq, a predicted model, not a curated record
AUGGCUAAGAAAGGAGGUUAUUAUGCUGUUCAAAGCGGUAGGCAGGAAGGUGUUUAUAGUAAUUGGAACGAUUGUAAAUCUCAAGUUAAUGGGUAUAGUGGUGCUACCUAUAAAAGAUUUGAUACUUAUGCUGAAGCGCAGGCUUUUUCCAAUAGUAGUGGGGGAUAUUCUGGAUCCGCACUUUCAUCCUCCAAUACCUCAUAUGGCACUAGUGGUGGCAGCGGUAGUAGAUCAUCUAGUUCAAGUUAUUCAGAAUCUUAUUCCACCCCAUCUUACGAUCCAAUACCAACCUAUUCUACUCCAUCUUUCUCGAGUGCAUCUAAGCGUGCCCCAGCUGGUAAAGUGGAAAAGUAUUAUUCUGUGAAAAGUAAUAAUCCUGAUAUUAGUAGCAAAUUAUUUACUAAUUGGGAUGAAUGUAAGGAAUACGUCAAUGGUCAAAGAGGUUUAUCUUUCAAGAAAUUUGACGAUAAAGUUAGUGCUACAAGUUUCAUGAAAGGUGAUACAUCCCAAGUUGAUUACGAUCAUAUUGGUAUGAAUAGUAACACUUUCAAAUCUACUUACCAAAUUCCGCGUCCUUCCACAUCUACAAAAUAUUCUGAGAAAUCGAACAUUUAUUGUGAUGGAUCAGCUUUGUCCAAUGGUACUUUAUCUCCUCGUGCUGGAUAUGGUGUUUAUUUCCCGAAUGAGCCUGAAAAGAAUAUUUCAGCUAGAGUUAAAAGUGGGAACCAAACUAACAAUAGAGCUGAAAUGCUUGCCGUUUCUGAAGCCUUGAAUACAGUUUGGACUAAUUUAAGUGUUGAAGGGAAGAAAGUCAAUUACCAAAUUAAGACAGAUUCAGAAUACACUGCCAAAUUAUUGAAUGAUAGAUACGGUAGUUAUUCUAAGGAAGAAUUGAAAGAUUUGCCCAACGGUGAUUUGGUGGUUCCCCUAGUGGAAAAAUUUGCCCAAGUUAAGCAAUAUUAUGAAGUUAACAAGGAUUUAUUCGAUAAUGGUGGUGAUUUUAAGAUUGAAUGGGUCAAGGGACAUGCCGGUGAACCUGGUAAUGAGAUUGCUGACGAAUUAGCCAGACAAGGUGCUUCCAAGGAUUGA